GAGGGAAGACCGGAAGCCACGGUCGCGUCCCCAUCCUUAGAUUUGCUCCCCGGGACUGGGAGCGGAGACGGAGGAGGAGGGAGAGGCUGAAUGUUGGCUCCGUGAUAAAGGGGAGCGGCCGCUCCGGAGCCUACUCCCGGGGCGCCCUCCUCAUCCCGCGCACUCUCCGCACCCACCCGGCUUCUGGGCGCGCGGCCCACGCGGACAGCCGGGCCGCGCAGACCUUCGCUAAAGAGGCGCUGCCCGCGACGGGGACUGGCCGGCGGCGUCCGAGGCCCGCGCCCCGCCGCCACCCCCACCCGCUAGCCGGCCGGUGCCUCCGGCCGCCGCCAUGUCCUCUUCCUCAUCCUCCCCCAGGGAGACGUACGAGGAGGAUCGGGAGUACGAGAGCCAGGCCAAGCGCCUCAAGACCGAGGAGGGGGAGAUCGACUACUCGGCCGAGGAAGGCGAGAACCGCCGGGAAGCGACGCCCCGGGGCGGGGGCGAUAGCGGCGGCGGUGGCGGCGGCCGGAGCUUUUCACAGCCGGAGGCAGGUGGAAGUCAUCAUAAAGUUUCUGUUUCACCCGUUGUCCAUGUUCGAGGACUCUGUGAAUCUGUGGUGGAAGCAGACCUUGUGGAGGCUCUGGAAAAAUUUGGGACAAUAUGCUAUGUGAUGAUGAUGCCAUUUAAACGGCAGGCUCUAGUGGAAUUUGAGAACAUAGAUAGUGCCAAAGAAUGUGUGACGUUUGCUGCAGAUGAACCCGUGUACAUAGCUGGUCAGCAGGCUUUUUUCAACUAUUCUACAAGCAAAAGGAUCACUCGGCCAGGAAAUACUGAUGAUCCAUCAGGAGGCAACAAAGUUCUUCUGCUAUCAAUUCAGAAUCCUCUUUAUCCAAUUACGGUGGAUGUUUUAUAUACUGUAUGCAAUCCUGUUGGAAAAGUGCAACGUAUUGUUAUAUUCAAGAGAAAUGGGAUACAAGCAAUGCUUAUGUUUGAAUCAGUCCUUUGUGCGCAGAAAGCUAAAGCAGCACUCAAUGGAGCAGAUAUAUAUGCUGGAUGUUGCACACUAAAAAUUGAAUACGCAAGGCCAACUCGUCUAAAUGUUAUUAGGAACGACAAUGACAGUUGGGACUACACUAAACCAUAUUUGGGAAGACGAGAUAGAGGAAAGGGUCGCCAGAGACAAGCCAUUUUGGGAGAACACCCUUCUUCGUUUAGACAUGAUGGCUAUGGAUCCCAUGGUCCAUUAUUACCUUUACCAAGUCGUUACAGAAUGGGUUCUCGAGAUACACCUGAGCUUGUUGCCUAUCCGUUACCGCAGGCAUCUUCCUCUUACAUGCAUGGAGGAAAUCCCUCUGGUUCAGUUGUAAUGGUUAGUGGAUUACAUCAACUAAAAAUGAAUUGUUCAAGAGUCUUCAACCUAUUCUGCUUAUAUGGAAAUAUUGAAAAGGUAAAAUUUAUGAAGACCAUUCCUGGCACAGCACUGGUAGAAAUGGGUGAUGAGUAUGCUGUAGAAAGAGCUGUCACACAUCUUAACAAUGUCAAAUUAUUUGGGAAAAGACUUAACGUUUGUGUGUCUAAACAACAUUCAGUUGUUCCAAGUCAAAUAUUUGAGCUGGAGGAUGGUACAAGUAGCUACAAGGAUUUUGCAAUGAGCAAAAAUAAUCGCUUUACAAGUGCUGGCCAAGCAUCUAAGAAUAUAAUCCAGCCACCCUCGUGUGUGCUGCAUUAUUAUAAUGUUCCAUUGUGUGUCACAGAAGAGACCUUCACAAAGUUGUGUAAUGACCAUGAAGUUCUUACAUUCAUCAAAUAUAAAGUGUUUGAUGCAAAACCUUCUGCCAAAACACUUUCUGGGCUGUUAGAAUGGGAAUGCAAAACUGAUGCAGUAGAAGCCCUCACAGCACUAAAUCACUACCAGAUAAGAGUUCCAAAUGGUUCCAAUCCCUAUACAUUGAAGCUUUGCUUUUCUACAUCAUCCCAUUUAUAAGAAGAGAAGAGCAUGUUAGAAUUUAUGUUUACCUUUAUUACUUCAAAGCUACACUUCAUUUUAAAAAAGAACUAAAAUGGUUCAUCUAAUGUUGCCUUGCUUACUUUGAUUCAAUAUCCUGUUCUGUAAUAAAUAUUUUGCCUUGAGUAAAUUUGUUGUAAACUUAAAUAUUGAAUUGCUUUCAUUUUAAAUAGAAUAUCAUAAUGUAGACUAUCUACAGCUUUCUUGUAGAUUACACAAAUAUAUGAUUUCUAAUCUUAUUUUUCUUCCACAGUGAAAAUAUAUUUGCAUUCUUAAUGCUAAUUAUCUGCAAGUAUUUU
Eubalaena glacialis (North Atlantic right whale) is the source of this 2286-nucleotide messenger RNA. It is a transcript of the gene HNRNPLL, whose product is annotated as heterogeneous nuclear ribonucleoprotein L like. Gene Ontology annotation, molecular function: mRNA binding. Gene Ontology annotation, cellular component: nucleus. The record is from RefSeq and is a predicted model, not a curated record. NCBI's taxonomy places the organism in Eukaryota, Metazoa, Chordata, Mammalia, Artiodactyla, Balaenidae. The transcript has 13 exons. Gene Ontology annotation, biological process: mRNA processing; regulation of RNA splicing. Bases 332 to 1966 code for a protein of 544 amino acids.